Pomacea canaliculata is the source of this 8325-nucleotide messenger RNA. Its product is annotated as protocadherin-1-like. Gene Ontology annotation, cellular component: plasma membrane. Lineage: Eukaryota; Metazoa; Mollusca; Gastropoda; Architaenioglossa; Ampullariidae. Gene Ontology annotation, biological process: homophilic cell-cell adhesion. The record is from RefSeq and is a predicted model, not a curated record. Gene Ontology annotation, molecular function: calcium ion binding.
ACACCUGCCUGAGGUUACUGCUGACGUCCCCAAACUGUGUGUCGAUAAUGGCAAGUGAGCUGUGGUGACACCAUGGCAAUAGCAGCAAGUGAACUGUAGUGAACGCCGAGUCAAUGGCGGCAAGUGAACCGAGCAAACUGUUGUGAAUGUUGGGAAAGCUAUUCCUCCCUACCAUCACCCUCCCCUCCCCCAAAAGUGCCAUUGAGGUGAAACUUUAACAGCCGAAGGUUUUCAUUGACUAAAGUGGGCUGGACACCCAGCAACGCUCCACUGAGUGGAACAAUGGACCUGAAAGAGGGUUACUCGGAUACUUUGAACAUCACCAUCAGUGCGUGCAUCUACUACUCUGUACCAUUCGAUGUACUCGUCUCCUUCAAAACCACAAGCAGCAGUGGAAGUGAUGACUUCUCAAAGAGACUUCCACUUGAGGGAGGGUCUGUGAAGCGACUGUGAUGAUAGAGAGGCCAUGAUAACACGAUCGCUGCUAAAGGAAGAGGACUUCGCUGUCCGAAGGUUUACUUUAGGUUGAUCGCUGCUGAUAUAUUUGCAAGAUUUUAAUACUUCUACGUUUACUGUAGAGCCUCCAUGUAAGAGCAACUACAGUUUCUGGCACUCAGAAGGUUCAGCAGGACCAUUCACUUGUGAAGCCAGCCACCGACUGGGAGUUCAAACAACUUUUGUUUUUAUUUUCAUUAUUUUUUUGGGAGUGGACUUUAAGAUUGAUGUUCUCCACCUGAACCGGUUCUUGAUCGGGCAUUAGUUUUCUGAUCCGGAACACUAGCACCAUGAAUAUCCUAGCAUUCCUAGUGGUGGUGUUCGUGGUGUGGGUGCCGACGACACGAUGUCAAGACCUGGUCAGAUAUAACAUCACAGAGGGGCAGGAGGCUGGCAUUUUUGUGGGCAACACAGCUGUGGACACGAAGCUGUUUAGCAGCACGAGCCCCGAAGAAUUCCAGCUCGUGAGGUUCCAGCUGUUCGAUCGAGGCAACCUUAACGCCGCCUACUUCCGGGUGGACAACCAAAGUGGCGUCAUCCGGACCACAGCCGUCAUCGACAGGGAAUCGCUGUGUCGCAACAACCUCGUCUGCACUGUCAUCCUGGACAUCGCGGUCUGGCGCCAGACGGUGCCCUCGGGUAGUUCUGAGAUCUUCAAGACCAUUCGUGCCACCAUCAGCAUCGAGGACAAGAACGACAACCCACCCGAGUUUCCACAGAAAGUCGUGACCUUAACCAUGCCUGAGAACAUGCCGGCGCCAUACAGGCUGUACACCAGCGUCGCCACCGAUGCCGACAAAACGGGAGAGAACUCGGACAUCUCCUACGAGCUGGAAAGCAGCUCUCCGAUCUUCUCUUUGCAAGUGGACAGAAACUCCGACAGCGGGUUACCGGACCUCAUUAUCGUGGUGAACAAGAUGUUAGACAGAGAAGACACGGACUCCUAUUACCUGACAAUCGUUGCUAGGGACAACGGAGUGCCGAGGUUAUCGGGCUCCGUGCUCGUGCGGAUCGAAAUCACAGACGCCAACGACAAUGAGCCCAAGUUCCUGCAGUCCAACUACUCUGUCGAUGUCAUGGAAAACGCGUCCAUCAUGGACCCGAUACUGACGGUGUCCGCCGUCGACCGGGACAUCAAUGAGAACGGAAGGGUGGUGUACCAGCUGAGCUCCCGAGUGAGUCAAGAAAUCCGAGACACUUUUAGAGUCGGAGAAGGCGACGGAAAGGAUUUGACCAGACCCAUUGACUACGAGACCAAGACUCGCUUCCAGUUCUUCGUGGAAGCCACGGAUCGCGGAACGCCACCUCAGUCGUCUGCAGCCUUCGUCGUGGUUAACAUCGUUGAUGUCAAUGACAACGCACCGCGCAUUCAGCUCACUCUCUCCCCUGAAGGAACCGAUGUCAUUGAAAACACCCCGCCGGGCAAAUUCCUGGGACACUUUGCUGUCUCCGACAUGGACAGCGGGGCUAGCGGUAACGUGGUCUGCGAGAUCCGAGACAACAACUUCCGGUUGGAGAACUUCGACGGCCAACCGAACGUGUACAAAAUAAUACUGGCGCAGUCGCUGGACCACGAAGACAUCCCUGUCAGGCAGGUCACCAUCAGGUGUCAGGACCGAGACAAGAACCCGCUUAUCUCAACUAAGACCUUUGAUGUCAAGGUUAUCGACGUCAACGACAACUCACCUGUCUUCGUCCAGUCGGCCUUCACAGGUGUCAUCUCGGAGAACAGGCCGGAGGGCACAUACGUGCAGCAAAUGUUUGGAGACAGCUCCAACGUUCUCACGGUUGCAGCAGAGGAUAUGGACGAUGGAGACAACGGGAGGGUUUCGUAUCGCAUCCAGGGCUUUUCGAACUUCUCCGUUGACCCCUUGACCGGAACUAUCAGCACACUUAUGUCUUUCGACCGAGAGGUGCAGGACAAGUACCAGUUCGUUGUUGUCGCUCAGGACGCCGGUUCCCCACGCCUGACGUCUACCGCAACGAUUAUCGUCAACAUUUUGGACCAGAACGAUAACCCUCCCCAGUUUCUGCAGCCGGCCUUUAACCUCGACUUGAGAGAGAACAUGGAACCGGGGUCAUCCGUCGGCAGCGUGGCUGCCAUUGACAAGGACAGUGGCCCAAAUUCUCGGAUGGUGUACACCAUCGUCCGCGACGAAGACAACAGUCGAUACUUCUCUGUCGACAUUGACACCGGUCUGAUCACUUCCAAUCAAAUGUUCGAUAGGGAGAUUCGCUCCUCCUUCAUGUUUUCAGUGGAGGUACAGGACCCGCUAGUGCUCAGCUACCGCGACGUGGCCAACGUCUUCGUCACGAUACGCGACGAGAACGACAACGAUCCUGUGAUCGUCAAUCCCACACCUGCCAACAACUCCAUCACCCUGCCCAACAACAGCACCAUCGGCACGACUAUCAUCGUGAUCCGAGCAAGAGAUUUGGAUGCCCCGGAGUCCACGAGGUUCGACUACUUCCUGGAAAGGAGCGACAGCGACGGGUUGUUCCAGAUCAUGACGGAGACCGGCGGCUUGAUCCUGGCCAGGGAGAUUCACAAGGACGACGCCAAGCGUCACGUGAUCGUUGUGGGUGUGUCUGACGGAGGCGUGCGCCCUCGCACAGCUACCGCGACCCUGUUCAUCAGCAUCCCAUCCGAGGGGCUGCAAGCGGCGGCGGUGGCCAACAUCUUGGACGAGCCCAACUUCCUCAUCGUCGUGAUUAUCAUCUCCGUCACUGUCCUCGCUGUUCUGCUCAUCGUCGCAGCUAUCUGCAUUAUCUUCAGGCGAGACAAAAACCGCAGGGCAGGACGGACACAACAACGUCAGGUAAAAGAUAAGAUGUAUCAGGCUGCUCACUGGGUCAGCACGCAGUCCCUCCCACUGGCCAAAGACAGCGGAUCUCUGUCAGGUCACGAGGUGUCGCGAGGGUCCGACAGCUCCUCCGCAGAAGCCAAGAGAAGCAAAAAAGAAGUUAGCUUUUCCUUGGCUGACGAUUUAGAGAAGGAUCAGGAGGCAGACGCCGACACCAGUGGCUCCUUCGGCUCUGUCUUCUCUUCGCAACCCGUCACCACGCCGGAAAAUAAUAAUAUGAAAAUGCUCGGCGAGGGUCGAUUCGUGUUUGUAAACGGGAAAACGCUGUCGUCUACAAACUCUGGCCACUGCUACGAGAGUUCAGACAGUCACCUGUACCAGAACACACCUGUUGCGGAAACUGACGAUCGUCUGAACCUACAGAUCGAGCGGCGAGGAGAGGAUGCUCUGAGCGAGAGUUCCGGGGAGACUGGCACCGACAGCGGGCGGGGUGGCAGCGAGGACGAGGUUCAUAGCAACAGAGGCUCUUCCAUGGAAACAGACUCUCGCAUGUUCCACAUGAAGCAGCCGCUUGGUGGCACCAGUGGUAGUGGGUUCUCUACCUUCGCGUCGGAACGCGCCAAGCGCAGCAAACCCUCCUCGCUCUCCUCCCUGCCUGAAGAGCAGCAGCAUCGACAGCUACUGCACGAUCCCCACCAGCCCCUGCGUCAGCAACAUCAGCAACAGCAGCUGCGCCACCCCCUGGAGCAGGAAAGCCACCCUCUCAACCAGCGUCACGUCUACUUUCGGUCGUCGGCCGAACAACUGGCCACCCGUGGCCUGGGCUACCCGGCCGGCUGCGGUCAGAACUACCCGGUCAGCAAAGACACUUAUUUCACAGUGGACCGGACCCGGGCGGAAGGGCCCCAGCGUAUGAGGGAGGCACCUGUGGCGUGCAGAACGUUCCAGACUUUCGGCCCUCAGUACCAGCACACUCACCCCGCCUGGCGCCGUGCCAAAGGACUGGACGGCGGCCGUCGCUUCCUCUCCCCCACCACGUCAUACGGCACCAACACCACCCCCAACACCACUGCCACAAUCGAUGACGACGACCUGACGACGACAUCGGGGAGCUACACCAUCAGCCCCGACGACCCGCAGACGGAUGCUGACGAGGCCACGUUCCCACCACAGCCGCGUGACGUCAUGGUCUGAACAAUGACAGGGUUCGAAUCCCUGCGGCCGGAGUGAGCAGCGAGUUGGCCUACAGCGCUGCUGGGACUGGACGAUGAUGGAGGGUUUUGCUCAGAAUGUUGAGGGGCCCGGUGCAGGUCCGCUCCCGAUAUACCGGUGUUCUUUUGCCUUCCACGUACCUGGCUUGCUGUCCGCAUGCUCUGGACUCACAUUUAAAAGUUUGUGGCAGGAAGACUGUUAUCUGGAUUUUCUUCAGCUAAGAAAGGGAAUAGUUUGAUGACAGAUCAGAACUGACCGGAAGCUGUCCGGAGUGAGUGCGUGCGUGUGAGUAGGAGGACGGGGGAAAGAGAGGAGUGACGUGGGUGACGUAAUGCUGUGUCGAAGUCCACACACAAAACAGCUUUGAUUUCAGAACCCUGACGAGGCCCCGGAACUUAUCACAGUUGUCAGCAAAGCCACUCACUAGCCAAGACGCAUCGGUCGGCAGUAUUGAACCAGGUGUUAUCUACUCUCCCUUCAAAACAUGAAUCCCCCAACCGCAACUACUCCAUCAAUAAAAAAGUUCCUACCUUGCGUUGCUGUCAUAAGGCGCCUCUAGCAUGACGGGAUGAACUCCCAGUGAACUUACAGUGAUGAACUCGUCUGCCAUCUUCACACAGAUUUGUCUUUCUUUUGACCAUCGCUGUAUGAUGAAGGUUGACGAGGGCGAAGAGAAACACACGAUUAUCAUCGUCUGACAUUAAUAAAUCCUUAGCGUGUCUUAAGAUAUGUGAAUGUGAUGUUACAGUUCAUGUCAUAUUUGAAACUGAGGAGUUGGGGCUUGAGGAAAGCAUUUCAAAUCCGCCUUUAGGUAACUAAGGUCUUGAACAGUUAGGCAAAUUGUCUGUCGGUGUGAACUGGAGAUAGGAGACAAGCUGACCACUGUCACUGUUACAUCACAAAGCAGGAGAUGUGGGGGCGAAAAACAAACCCCGCCCUACAAGCCCCCUCUACACACACACACCUUACAUAUCUGCGGGAACUAUCGGAAGGAAGGGUUCACGGACAUUUUUCUUGAACAGCCUGUUAACAAAACCUGGCAGCAGCUACCCAGGGUGAGGAAUGUGUGGUAUGUGCCUGUGAUGCAAACUGCGGACUGCAUCAAAAUGUCACAGAGCAGCGGAGGCUGGUUUUGUUUGCAUUGGACUAAUUUUUAGGACGAUAACAUUUUUACUAGAAAUAACAUCCAUGGAUCAGAAUGAGUCUCGGGACAAGAACCUUUUACCCAGUAACAUCAAAAUAGCGAAAAAUAGACAAGAAAUUCAAAACUGAAUAAAGACUUCGCUGAAAACAAAAUGUCAGUCUACAUCUUGCUAGCCAGCUGCACUGUCAACAACAAACGGCCAUGUCCGCUGUUUUCUUCCUCAACGCCAAGUCAACAGCUGAGGGUGUGUCAAGGCAAACUUGUCUCCGGCCAUGUAGACAUUCAGAGUGGAUCCAAUGCUGGAGACGAGAUUCGAACUCCAGCCCAAAGACCGGCACUGUCUUGGUCACUAGCUGCACGUGCGGACAAGCAAGGAGACCACAGGACACGGAGUAGAGAAGGAAGUUCACGGAGGAGCUUCAUACUUCUAUAACAAGCUCACCGGGAAAGCUCUUGAAAUAUUACAUGAUAUUUUCUGCUUUCCCGCACUGUACAGAACUUAAACUCAUGGUGUUGAACUGUCGACAUGAUAAACACUGCCAGUUGUUUUUCGAUAAACUCUCAAAUCCAAUCCGCAAGUCCAGUCGUGUGACUUUACACGUUUGGGUGGUCGAGAAGACAGUUUCACAACCAGAAACUGUCCUGGUAGAUGAUUCAAACACAAAAGACUGGGCAACCCGUAUUUUUAGUGAAAACAAAUCAUACGAUCCAAGUUCAUCCGGGCCUUUUUUACUCAUUUACAAUAAGUUUCGAUGAAGCACUUUAGUUUUGCUAGAUGUCAAGCACAAGGUUCAUGACUCAAGUUCACAAAUGACGAGAAGUUAAAAAUUUUUCUCCGUGUGGAAUCUCGUCCAAGAAUUCUUCCAGGUUCAUGCAUCUUCAUUUCUGCGAAUUGAAACAUGUUGGCUCCUGACUAAAGCAGCACAAAGCAAAACAAUUUUGUUGCACUUUCAUACAUCAUUAUUUCUAGAUGGAAGUUUUCACCUAGCAACAUUUCAUCAUAAACAACGCUGUGCUCAACCAUUCCACUCUAUAUCUGCUCACUUAUAUUAAUUAAAAAAAUAAAUUACCAAAGAGAGCGCUUCCACGAUGCCAGGAGUAAAUAUCCUACAGAUUUUUAUUUUCAAUGCUGUGCCAUCAUUUCGGCUUGAAUAUCAAGAAAUAAAUGCCACGCUUUUUAAAAGCUAAGCAUUCCUUUUCUGGAGAUAAUGAUCUGAAUAUUUCACACUACAAAGAAAAGCACUUUUUUUCGUGUUCUGUGUUUUUUGCAAGGUUUGAUGAUUUUCCUUUUGUGGAUACCAUGUUAUUGAUAGAUUGCAUGUAUUUAUCAUAUUUUACUUGUUUUUAUUUCCUCAUGUGAAACUGGUACAUUCAUUGUUCAAGACUGUCUUCUGACCCCAUACAAAUGCUUGUUGUCCUAUCUGUUUUGCGAGUCCCUGUAAGAUGGUUCAGUCUCUGAAACAAUCAAAAACACACAGAUGUGGGGUGAAUGGCAGUUACUGUCUUGGGAAAGUAAAAGGCACUUUUCCGAAAUUCGCCCCCUUUCUAAAAUUAAAUGGACGAACAGUAAAAUAACCACACCAACGAUGUAUAAAUGUAAACCCGACGAAGGAAGUGCCAAAUGUUUUUAUCUGUGAUAAUGGCUGUGUAUUGUGUGUGGUAUGACAAUCAUAACAUCGAAUCUUGUCGUGAGAUGUGUAACGGUCUGUCACUUCAUUUUGACAUAACUCUGCAUGCACCCGUGUACCCUGAUGUGCAAUUACUCUCAACUUUUGACAGAAUACUCAUGGUAGCAAUACAAUUGUUAGAUUACAAGCUGUGGAGAAUGGUGGGGUGGUGGGUCGAGGAAAAGCGAAGGCUAUAUCAAGGGAGGCAACACCGGAGUUGUUCCAUGGCAAGCAGUUUUACAUAGUGAUGUCCCUUUUCUCAUAAGUAUCAAUCUCGCAUGAAAAUGUGCUCGGCACGGUUCUCCUCUGUCUCUACAUAAGCUGUAUCAAUGUAAGUUUUAAAAAACUUAAAAAUUCAAAUGACAAUAUUACUGAAACUUAUUUGUACCAGGGUGUAAACUCAAACCUUUUCCAAAUGGCCAAUGGCUAAAGAAGUCUGAGUCCCCUCCACCAACUUUCUCUCCAUUCCUCUAUUUUAAAAAUCAAUGUCCAUGUCCUAACACUUGUGAUUAUUAGGAAUUGUUGCUUGCCUUGGUUUUCAGUAUUACACACCUAUAAAAUCCUGGAAACAAUAAUUUCGCACAAAUAAAAAUAAAGACUCUGCUUGAUAUCCCGCAGUAGAAUUGUCUUUAUUCUCCAUAGAAAUACUGCCGCGGUCUUUGAUACUAAAGACAAAGCCAAGAUGAGGUCAAACAUCUCUUCAAGUGUCAUUGACCUUUGACAUCAGAACUGUGCCAGUAAGAACUUUAUCAGCAAUUACCUUGUAUAAGAACCCCACCUGAUCAACCUCCUUCACAUCAUGAGAACCUGUGUUGUAAACGGCGGUGGCCCAUCGUCUGUGUUGUGCUGGUGUACACCUGUGUACAUGUUUCUGCUAAACGAUUCUUCACUUGCCAGGGUGGAUAGCAGACGACGCAGUGUGUUCUGUGUUCUGUAAUUAAUUCAAGAGAUGCGUUGCACGAAAUCCUUCGUUGAAAAAUAAAAUGCCUAUUCUGUGAGCUGA